Messenger RNA from Capronia coronata CBS 617.96, 483 nucleotides. Its product is annotated as cyanate hydratase. Gene Ontology annotation, molecular function: DNA binding; cyanate hydratase activity. The transcript is spliced from 3 exons. The record is from RefSeq and is a predicted model, not a curated record. Bases 1 to 483 code for a protein of 160 amino acids. Lineage: Eukaryota; Fungi; Ascomycota; Eurotiomycetes; Chaetothyriales; Herpotrichiellaceae.
AUGUCUCUGGCCACUCUUGAUGUAUCGCAACAUCCCAACCUGCGCACCGCCUCCACAACGUUGUUCGAAGCUAAGGCGAAGAAACAAGUGACCUUUGAGGCGAUCGCGAAAGAAAUUGGUCGAGAUGAGGUUGCCGUGGCUGCUUUGUUUUACGGACAAGCAAAGGCGUCUCCAGAUGACAUCAAGAACCUAGCAAAGUAUUUUGAUAUCGACCAUGGCACUCUCGAGUCACAGAUGAGCGGGUUUCCGGACCGCGGCAAGAGCAUAGAGAUGCCUCCCAGGGAGCCUUUGAUUUAUCGGCUGUACGAGAUUGUGCAAAACUACGGCUAUGCGUACAAAGCUGUACUGAACGAGAAGUUUGGCGAUGGGAUCAUGAGUGCUAUUUCUUUCUCCACCCAUGUCGAGAAAGAGGUGGACAAAGAUGGGAAUACCUGGGUGAACAUCAAACUUCGGGGCAAGUGGUUACCGUAUACGAGGUUCUAG